Molecule: messenger RNA, 1202 nt
Organism: Triticum urartu
Lineage: Eukaryota; Viridiplantae; Streptophyta; Magnoliopsida; Poales; Poaceae
Source: RefSeq, a predicted model, not a curated record
AUGGCAUCGAGACCAUCCGUCUUCCUCUACAGAAGCAGCGCGGGCCGCAGAGACGCCCGGCUCCAUCCUGCUCUCAUGUCGCAGUUCUUCUGCCCGACGAAGAAGAGAGAUGUUGUUUCUCUAUGCCUACAAGGUGUUCGAAGAAAUUCCAAGAAGACUGACAGGGAGUUUUUGUAUCAGAACAUGUAUUUGCAGGACAUCCGCGACGUAUAUCCCAAGAAGUUGCCAAACUACAAGGCCAAGCUGAAAAAUUUCUUUGAAGAGCACUUGUGUACUGACGAAGAGAUACGCUAUUUUCUUGAGGGCAGUGGAUACUUUGAUGCGAGGGACCAAAAUGAAGAGUGGAUCUGUAUAGCAGUGAAGGAAGGGGGCAUGAUUGUUUUGCCUGCAGGAAUGUAUCAUGGAUUCACGUUGGACAAUGACAACUACAUCAAAGCUGCCCCACACAUACUGGAAACAGGAGAAUGAAAGGGGUGUGAAGCUCGCCGUCGACACGCAUCGGCUUUGUGUGCGCCGCCAGCGGCCAACCACUCAGCAUCCAACCAGUGCGAUGAAGACGACCAUCUAGAGUACAUACGCGGAGCACCUGGUUAGCUUGAGGAACAUUGUUAUUGGGGCAAUGAGGUUAAGAUCUAUGAGCACCAUGUAGACGCCACAGCCACAGCCAUGUAAACCAAACAUCAAGUACUAUGUAUGCACCAUCAUACAAGACAUUUGCCAAGCCACAGUGAAUCUAUUUUCAGGUUCACUACACCAAAGAGAAUCCGAUGGACUACAUUAACCUGGAUGAUGAUACACUGAAGAUCAGGAUUGUUGACGGCAAUUGCAUGAUGAUUGUCGCAUCAUGCUGGGAACUGACAAGAGGGCCACCAUCACCACCAACUUGUCAGAGUUCUGCCGCCGUGCACACAUCCGCGAAGGAGACAUCUGCGCAUUCCGCUUCAAGGUCACCGAAAAUGCCGCCUUGCUCUCACCGUGCCAUCGCCUCUAGACGCAUUAUCGACAAUGACAGAAGUCGAGUAUGAAUAUGAUCCUUCCAUGUACGGAGCUUAUGACGUACUGAACCUUGCUUCUUUUGGAUGUUGCAACAUGGUGCUUUUGAACAGAUAGCAUAUAUGUUGUCAGGCAUGUAACCUCUAAGAUCGCCACUCAUCAGCUUUAACUAUCUGCAAUGCGACUCUUAUCGAUGUCUGUUUAUUUCU